AUGAGCACUGCACAGUAAACAAAAAGAAGAUAGUAGCCGUCCGAACAGAUGGGAUUCUGUGUCUAAUGUUUAAGUUUCAUCCCCAUCACUUAAAUCGAUCUUCAUUGUCGCAGCUGCAUGGAAAAUACCAAGAGACUCAAUACCUAAAUCGAUUAAAUCUCCUAAUAAUUACAUCAUAUCAAGACAAUUGCCAUGAAAGCAGCACAAAAAUAGGAGGAUAGCAGCCAAAAAUACAAAUUUCUCAUAAGGAUUUAGGAACUCAGUUCACAAAUUGAUGCCAUUAGAUGCUAUAAUUGUUAGAGUGUCAAGAAGUUAAGAGACAUUGAGAGUGAAGUAAAUGUACUGAUAGCAUAUCCUUAAACUUCGAUGACCAUCAUGAUGUUGUUAAGCAGAUUGUUAGCCUUGGUGCAAGAGAAACUAAUGUUACAAAAUCAGAAAAAGCUGGUUUCUUAGAAUUCAUUCCCUCUUAACGUUGAUACUAGAAUUAAGACUGAGUCUUAGCAUUAGGAAGGCAGUGAAGCUGAGUACACAUACAGAUAGUUUAAAUCGGAGAGUAAUAUUAGAGUAUCUGAAUUUAAAAGAACAUUUUAUUCCAAAUGUUUGGAGUUGAAACUUCAACUUGCCAAGAAUGAUCCUGCUUAAUCAAUUCUAGUUUAGGAUCUAUUCCACAUAGUGGUUAGAUAGAAUUACAAUCAAGAAGAAGCAGUAAGAUUUGUAAGAAAGUGUUUUAAAGAAGGGAAAAUUAAUUAAGUAUGA
Messenger RNA from Paramecium tetraurelia, 756 nucleotides. RefSeq lists its product as uncharacterized. The transcript has a single exon. NCBI's taxonomy places the organism in Eukaryota, Ciliophora, Oligohymenophorea, Peniculida, Parameciidae. The record is from RefSeq and is a predicted model, not a curated record.